Phytophthora nicotianae INRA-310 is the source of this 1185-nucleotide messenger RNA. RefSeq lists its product as hypothetical. Gene Ontology annotation, molecular function: protein binding. The record is from RefSeq and is a predicted model, not a curated record. The coding region runs from base 23 to 1120 and encodes 365 amino acids. The transcript has a single exon. NCBI's taxonomy places the organism in Eukaryota, Oomycota, Peronosporomycetes, Peronosporales, Peronosporaceae.
AGUUUGAUCAAGACGAUAGGUCAUGGCAGCGCCAACUCGGUUGUUAACGUUCAAGGGCCACCGCGACUCAGUGAACACGCUGCUAUGCGAGGAGGACGUGCACCCUAAUGUAUUGGCGUCCGGAGGCGAUGACGGCACGUGCCGGUUGUGGGAUGUUCGCACUGCGCGAGUGACUAAGUGUUUCAAUGUGAAGAAAGCGCUCGGCACGGAUAACAUGGACGAGAGUGCUGUCAACUCGCUGGCCUUUGGCAAGACCUCAGAAGGUGCAGAAAGCGCGUACAUCUACGUAGCGGCUGGCAACAAGGUGCUCACGUUUGACAUGCGGCAACCGGCGCUGAUCGUGAACUGCGCGGACCGUGAAGUGUUCCAACACAACGAAGACGAGAUCAACGUGCUAUCGCGACACCCGGGCAAGCACGGCAAGUUCUUAUCGGCACCCGAUGACACUGGUGAUAUCUGUGUAUACGACCUCGAGAGCCAUUGCCUGUUCAAGACACUGCGAGGCCAGCACACCAACAUUUGUAGCACCGCACCCUUCCGCCCCAACGCUCCGUGGGACCUGAUUUCUGGAGGAAUGGACGGCAUGCUACUCUUCUGGGACUUUUCUCGCGGUAGAGUCAAGUUUAGCAUCGAUCUCAAUACGGGUGUGAAUGGACUGGGUAACAGCGCUUCCGUUGAAGAAUCCGGCUCGGGCACCCAGCAAUUGUUCAAUCCGCCUCUGGUGCACUCACUGGCGUUCGCAUCAAAUGGAAAGUCUUUUGCGGCUGGCCUGGGAGAUUCCAGUAUUGCCGUUGUAAACUUUGGCUCGAAGCAAAUCGUGCGCCGGCUAAAACACCACGGCGCUAUGGUUUCCCAGGUUCUCUUCCCUGCAUUUAGCCCCGACGACCGCCUCGUGUCCACCGCUAACGACGCGAAAGUGUGCAUGUGGGACUACCAUGCAGCGCUCUCACUAGACGCUUCCGACGCCCUCAACGAUAUCGACCCCAUGGCGCCAAAUCCAUUCGUGGUCAUGGAGUUUGCACUGACUAAUAGUCCCAAUGCCAUCGCCACCACAGGCCAGCAGAACCUGAUCGUUGUUGCUGAUGUGUCCAAGGAGAUUUCAGCGUACUCCGUGGUGUAAAUGUUGUGGAUGCCGCACGCAACGGAUUAAAAAUUAGACUUGGAUCGCGUUUUUGCUUCUCUCUC